CAUGCAGAGCGGUACUAGCCCAGCCAGUCAGUCAGCUGGCGGCAGGCACAGCACACCUUGGAAGCCACGUGGAGGUGCCGCCCUCCCUUCCCACAACACGCUCGCACGAAUCAUGGAGGUGUCCGAGAAGCUGAGUCUGCUGGGCCUGUCUGAGCAGAAAGUGAAGGAGACGCUGAAGAACGAAUCCCUGACCGCGGUGCUCGCCAAUAUUGCAGACCAGGCUGGAAUUAGUGCACCUGUCAACAAGAGUGUGGGUAACCUGCUGUACCAUCUGGCCACCAAACUGCCCAGGCAAUUCCACUCCCACCUGCCACUCCUGGUGGAGUAUGUGUCCGAUGGCCGCCUUGACCAAGAGGCAAAGCUUACUGCUGCUAUUAAGUUUGUGCAGGAUCACAAUAAAGAGAUUAACCGAGCAGAGUUUGAGAAGAAGUGUGGUGUGGGCGUGGUGGUGACACAGGAUGAGGUGGAGUCAGCAGUGGCACAGGUGAUCAAGAAAAACAAGGAUUCCAUAGUGAAGCAGAGGUACCAAUUCAACACGGGGCCACUAAUGGGUCAGGUGAGGGCAUCUCUUCCUUGGGCAGAGAGUCGCAAGGUGAAGGAGGAGAUUGACCUGCAGAUACUGACGCUGCUGGGGCCAAAGAGAGAAGAGGACCUGGUCAAGCCACCCAAGAAUAAGGGAGAGAAGAAGGAGAAGAAGGCUGAUGCUGCCCCAUCCAACACCCCAGCAGAACAGACAGAGAAGCGACCACUAACUAUGGCAGAAUUUCUUAAAACUGUCAACUUCCACGUCCCUGGGGAGAACUACAAAACAGAUGGUUAUGUCAUCACAGACAAGACACAUGACCUUCUCAAGGAACACCUCAAGACCACAGGAGGACAGGUCAGAACACGAUUUCCUCCAGAACCCAAUGGAAUCUUACACAUUGGCCAUGCCAAGGCUAUCAACAUCAACUUUGGGUAUGCCGCAGCCAACAAUGGUGUGUGCUUCCUGCGAUACGAUGACACCAAUCCAGAGAAGGAGGAGGAGAAGUUCUUUGUAGGAAUCAGGGACAUGGUGGAGUGGUUGGGUUACAAGCCAUACAAGAUCACACAUUCGUCAGACUACUUCUCACAGCUGUACGAGUGGGCAGUGUUAUUAGUCAAGAAAGGCCUGGCAUAUGUGUGUCAUCAGAAGCCUGAGGAGCUGCGUGGCCAUGACCCUCCACCCUCACCCUGGAGGGACAGACCAAUCCAUGAGUCCCUGCAGCUGUUUGAGGACAUGAAAAAUGGUAAGUUUGAUGAAGGUGAAGCAACGUUACGCCUUAAGACCAUACUAGAGGAAGGCAAAGUUGAUCCAGUUGCUUAUCGCAUCAAGUAUGUGCCCCACCACUGCACAGGCGACCAGUGGUGCAUCUACCCCACCUAUGACUACACCCACUGCCUUUGUGAUUCCUUGGAACAUAUCACACACUCCCUCUGCACCAAAGAGUUCCAAGCAAGACGGUCUUCCUACUACUGGUUGUGUAAUGCUGUUGAAACUUACUGCCCUGUCCAGUGGGAGUAUGGCCGGCUCAACAUGAACUACACAGUGGUGUCCAAGCGCAAGAUUGGCAAACUUAUCUCAGAGGGUUUUGUCAGAGAUUGGGAUGACCCUCGACUCUUCACUCUAUCUGCCUUGAGACGACGUGGCUUCCCACCAGAAGCUAUCAACAACUUUUGUGCCACACUGGGCCUUACAGGAGCUCAAAUCAGCAUCCACCCCGAUGCCCUGGAGGCUUGUGUUCGAGAUAUUCUCAAUCUCACUGCUCCAAGAGCAAUGGCUGUGUUAGAACCUCUUAGAGCAGUCAUCACAAAUUAUCCUGGUGACAGUCCUACCCCAGUAACAGUUCCCAACAUCCCUGGGAAUGAGGAGAAAGGCACCCACACUGUUCCAUUCUUCAAGGAAAUUUGGAUUGAACGUUCAGACUUUCGAGAGAAAGAAGAGAAGGGCUACAGGAGACUGAUGCCACAGCAGAGUGUGGGACUGAGGCACUGUGGCCAAGUGAUCAGUGUUGCUGAAGUGGUGAGAACCAGUUCAGGGGAAGUGGACUACCUCAAGGUCACAUGUGAGCCUGCAUCUGACGCCAACAAACCCAAGGCAUUUAUCCACUGGGUCGCUAAGCCUUUUAAGUGUGAAGUGCGGCUCUAUGAAAAGCUGUUUAGACAUGAAUGCCCUGAAGACCCAUCAGUGGUUCCUGGUGGCUUCCUCACAGACAUCAACUCAAACUCCUUGACAGUACUAGAGAGCCUUGUCGACUCCUCUGUCAGGGGCGCUAAAGCUUUUGACAAGUUCCAGUUUGAGCGGACCGGCUUUUUCUCUGUCGACCCAGACUCCACCCCAGACCACUUGGUGUUUAAUCGCACUGUUGGACUCAAAGAGGACAAGGGAAAAAAUUAAGGAAAUUUCCACUAGGCUGUGCUUCAUGGUUUUGGUACCGAGUUAGUGUAAUAAACACCAACUCUCAUA
Molecule: messenger RNA, 2485 nt
Organism: Scylla paramamosain (green mud crab)
Lineage: Eukaryota; Metazoa; Arthropoda; Malacostraca; Decapoda; Portunidae
Gene: GlnRS
Product: probable glutamine--tRNA ligase
Exons: 13
Coding region: 2-2416 (804 amino acids)
Biological process (GO): translation; glutaminyl-tRNA aminoacylation
Cellular component (GO): cytosol; cytoplasm; aminoacyl-tRNA synthetase multienzyme complex
Molecular function (GO): glutamine-tRNA ligase activity; ATP binding
Source: RefSeq, a predicted model, not a curated record